Venturia canescens is the source of this 5139-nucleotide messenger RNA. RefSeq lists its product as uncharacterized. The record is from RefSeq and is a predicted model, not a curated record. The transcript is spliced from 3 exons. Lineage: Eukaryota; Metazoa; Arthropoda; Insecta; Hymenoptera; Ichneumonidae. Bases 1213 to 4083 code for a protein of 956 amino acids.
GGUCUCGGUAGAAAUUUUUUCCUACGUACUACGAGUUCACGGAGUGUAGUGCUUGUGUAAAAGCCGCCGUUCGAAUAAACACGUCGGCGAGUGCUCUCCGUUACGAGUCAGUUCUUUCUCGGUUACGAGCCUGACAACUUCAGAGUCCUCGCGAACUUUUCGAGCCCGAAACGCCGUAGGAACGAGAGUUUCACAUUUUCGAAGUGGUCCGGAAUUUCGAAGGAAAAUCGAAUUUCUGAUGAAACCGUAAUUAGCCUCUCGGUAUUGAAAGUGCUUUCGAAGACGGAGCGUGGCGUGAAAGCGGUGAAAAUCCCGCGGCUCGACAGACGUCGAUCAGCCGAUUAUUUUAUCCGAGAAUUGCAGUAUUUAUUGUCGCGAUAAGUCCUCACAUAUUUCUACUCCGUUUUGACUAAUAAAAACGUCCAUGACGAGCUGACGGCUUCAUUAUCUUCGCGAUCAUUAUUAUUAUUAUUAUUGUGAUUAUUGUUAUCGCGCUCGAGAUAACCUGAGUUCAGUUUCAGUGCCGUGAAUUCUAAAGCAUUCGGAUCCUCCUUCGGCACACUCGGUUCGCCGUCGCCUCGACGAGAACGCGUGGAAUCGUGUCUCCUCGCGUUCCUCUCUUCGCUUCUCUUCCAGCUGCAAUUAUUCGGUUUCUGCGAAGAGCCUAAUCACUCUUUUUCUUCGUUGGAUCGAUCAUUGCGAUUGUUUUUGUUGGGCGAGUCUUGCUCGCGCCGCUCGACGCGUCGUGCAGCGAAUUGUGCUCGUGAGGCGAGUGAUCGACGGGCGAAAAGUGCGGGAGGUUACGAGCGAGUCGUUGCGACACUGAGGAAUUAUGUUUGGCAGUGAAAUUUCGAAAAAAUAGGAAAGUGAGAGUUUCUCGGUGGACCUCGAGCUCCCGGAUCGCGGAGCGCGGAGUGACGGUGACGAAAAUGAUCCGAGCGACGAACAAAAGGGCCUGGAAUCGUGCGACUUUUCCUGGCGAUCGAUCGUGAAAAAAUAAGUUAUCGGAGAAAAUGAUUUCUUAUCGUUCGGAGCUCGAGGAACGCGAUAAUACGCUCGGCGGGGAGAAUGACGAAGGCUUUCACUGAGCUGCCAAAUCUUUGGAGGUUGCGCGAAAAAACUCAAUUCUUUCAAUUUAUUCCGGCGGAAUACCGAUGAUAAGAAACUCGGAGAUUUUACUCGUACGCCCAUCCUUUUUGCACGAUCGUCGCGAUGUCUUGCCGGAAGAAAAUCGACUCCAAGAUGUGGGUCGAUUACACGCAGACGAUGGAGACGGAGGUGCGGUCGUUGAAGCAGGAGCUGACGCGAACCCGCGAGGCGUUGAAACUGGCGACGAAGCGUUGUCGAGAUUUGGUACGCGAGUUGGAUUCGCGCACGGCCGGCCACGAGUCGGAGCGGUGUCUUCGGGACCAGCAGCUCUCCCGGAUCCUGCGCGCGCUCCUCGUGCUCGAGUCUCGUUUGAAGCAGGAGCAAAAGUCCAUCAGGCAGCUGCUGUGCGAGAAGGACAACGUGAUAAGGAAUCAGCAGUUGGAAAUCGCGAGGUUGAGAAGGUACACGAAAAAUUAUAUAAAGAGUAAGAGAGAGCAGAAUCGGAGCGCGCCGCAGCAGCGAGAGAACGAUGAAUUGUCGAGUUUGUCGUCAUCGAAUCUGGAGGAAGUUUCGCGCCCCGGGAAGCCCCUGGCGAGCGGCCGUGACCCGCGAGUGCCCGAUGACGAGGCCGCAAUCGACGAGAUGAGCAACGAGCUGGGGAGCGACAUCGAGCGGCUGAAGCACGAGAUAAUCGACAAGCUUCGCCGGAAAGAUCUCGAGGAAAGCGAAGCGGAAACGCCGACGCUCGAGAGUCCGGACGCCCGGCCAGGGCACCGCCAGAUCCCUGCGUGCUGCGUCAGAAAAACCAACAGUUUUGCCGGGAGCGACGUUUCCAAGGAGAGCUGCGCUUCCAGCAGCGAGAACACCGACGCCGGUUCGAUUCUCACGACAACCACGGACGAGAGUUCGCCCUCGUUGCUCAGCACCGAGGGCUUCUGCGAGGGCGAGAGCACCGACUGUUCCCCGGGCUCGACCCUCAGCAAACCGACCUCCAAGUCGUUCCCCAACUCCCGAAAAACCGAUGAUAACGACUCGCGAGUCCUGGGACCGAGCAAAACGAUCGACACGGUCGCUGACGACGCCGGUGAAAACGACCGAGAAACCGACCCCGCCGGGAGACGAUACGGCGUCCUCAGGGCCGAACCUCUCGAAAUUUUAUUCCAAGACGAACACACCAAAGCCACGAUCACGAGAGCCGAGAGCAAGGACGACGGCAUGGACUGCAACUUCGCCUCGGACGAUGAAAACCUCGAAGACAUCCACGAACCCAUUUACGUCAAUGCGUGCAAUGAAAACAACGCGAAAAACCUGAGGGACUCCCAGAGGAAAAUCCUCUCUGGCGGCUCGGAGGAAAACUACGAGGAUUACCAUUUCGACAAUAAUAAUGGGCCGUCGAAAUUGGACAAGGAAGAAGGAGAGGAAGGGGUGGAAGAGACGAGUGGGAAUUGGUACAGCGAUCCGGACGAGGACAGAAUAAGCGACGAUGUGUUUCGUCACAGUACUUAUCGUCCGAAGGGUAAUCACAAUUCCGUGUUGGAAUGCGUUAAUCAAAUAUUGCUGCGAGACAUGGAGGAGGAGGAGAGCGUAUUGACGGCGCCUCGGAGGUUCAAGCACCGGGGAAGAAUAGUGCGUUUUCAGCCGGCUCGUUUGUCGGACAUCGAGUCGGUGGGUUCGGAAAUGGAGCGGAGGAACUCGGAGGACUGUCCGAACGAGCGGGAGGCCGGGGGCGAGGGGGAAUCGGGGAAUUUCGAGGGCACGGGAUCGGAGGACGAGUUUGGAAUGAGGUUGGAGGAGGGGCGCGAUUCGAGGUCGGAGGGGAAGCGGAUCGAGGCGGUGAAGGAAGAGUCCGAAGCGGCGAUACCGAUCGUCGUGAUAGAGCCGAAAAGCACCGAGGCGAUCGAGACCCCCGUCCGGGUGGCGAGCGCCUGCCUGGAAAUGGGGAACCCGCGAGGCCGCUCGAUCAACGGCUCGGCCAGUCCGACCCUCAGGAUGGAGCGAAUCGAGGAGAAAACCUGUCUCCAAAUGUCCUCGAAGGGCCUGACGAUCGCGAAGAACUUGGACUACGAGGACAUCGAAUCGCUGCCCGAGGUAAUGUCGCCGAGGCCGAAAACCCCGCCGGCGUUGCCCCCGAAGCCGACGCAGUUCCGGAGCACCCUCGUCCUCAAAAAAAUCCCGAGCCCUUCCUUCCUCAUCGACGAAACCCGCCGGAAGAACCCGCAGCGGAAGAUCGACGCGGAAACGCGCCGAGGGAUCUCCGGCUGCCUCCCGAGCCCCGCGAAGACCCCGAGCAACGGGCAAACCUCCCGGAGCCUCGUCUUCGAGGAGAAAUAUUCGGUCCCGAGAAACCAGGAGAGCUCGAACGACUCUCACGAGAAAACUCGCUUCGCCUCGAGCAGAUCCGCCUUCCAGACCAUCAACGAGUCCCCCAGGAGCUCCGACCUGGACAACUUGACCCCCCGGGUCACCAGCAUGGUCCGCCACUUCGAAGAAUUCAAAAUCGGCGGCGACGACGAGAGAAAAAUCUCCCGAGAACACCGCGAGAGGUCCAGAGACCGAAGCAGACACAACGACUACGAGCAGUUCGACAUCCGACAAAACUUCGAAGAGUUCAACCUCGACGAGUGCGACCUUUCCGACGACCCCGACCGGCCCGAAGCCGACGGGUCCGAGAGACUCUCCAACCUCGGCAUCUGCCAGAUCGCCAACGACCGUUCCAACGCCGACAACAACAACGUCAUCUACACGAGCACCUGCUUGCCCAACACGAGCAACAACGCCAACAACGGAAUCUACGACAACUUCCUCGAGGCGACCGGACUCAGCAACAAAUCGAUUCUCACUCCCUCGCGCCUCCUGAGCAACCACAAGAGCAUGCUCAAACCGAAGGACGUCAAGUACAAAAACAAGAUCAAGGCCAACGCUGGCUUGGAGAAAAAUCCAACUGGAACCACCCACUUCACUCAGGUCAGACACUGGACCGGACCCUUUGUCUGACAAUUGGUCUCCUCGGUGCUUCGCACCAGCGAAGAUCGUACGAAAACCAACAGCCCGGAACCUCCGCCGCGAUUCAAUCUCGGACUCAUUAACGGCUCGCCACGAAAAGUCAACCGAGUCGAUUGCGCGAUGCAGCAGCACAAAAAGUAGAAUUUUUCAGUCGAACGAAUCGUUGGUUGGAGCGAUUAAACCUCCGGACGAAGUUCCAUUCGAUUGACUCGGCUCCGAGAAUCAUUUGUGAAUUUGUUAAAACUCCAAUUUUUGUAAAUAGAGGACCGAUUCAUCGCUAGUGGUUUUUUUUUUUUUUUUUUUUUCAUUUGUUCAUCGAAUUUAACCUUUCAUGCCCAACUCCAAAGAUCCUGCAAUUCGUUCACUCGUUUAUCAUUUUUCCUCAAUCUCGAGGGCGCGGACUCGAUUUAUGGAAAGCCUCGAAACAAUCGAAUUUCCGUUGAUUUUACAAUUUACCUUUCCAACAAACUUUUCGCCAACUUCCACGAAUCUCGAAUCGCAAUCGACAGAAAAAAGUAUAAAAAAUACGUCAACUCGCUGUAUAUUAAAGAAAUAAAUUUUGACAAUUUUCUAAAUCAGGCAGAAAAGCUAUCGCUCCGCUCGAGACUCCCUGGCAGCGACUCGUCCUAUACACAAACGUACUUGUCUCAGAUUUCAAUAGCAAACGCACUCGUUAACGGAAAGAAGAAUGAAUGAAAGCAAUAUUGAUACUCGUGUUUUUAUUUGAAUUAGUCCGUCGUCCGUUCGAGCUUGAUGAACCGUAAUGACGAAUACAGUAAUAAUAAUGUUAUUAAUAAUUAAAUAUCCUCAUGAUUAUAUACAUACAAGUAUAUCUUAUAACGAAUGCGAACGUAUGAUACAGUCAUAUGUAUUUAUCAUUAUAAAGACCUAUGAUCUAUAAAAAUACAACGCAACUCUAUAAAAAUACAAUACUAAUCACUGGUAUCAAAAUCUAAACGAUGGAAGAGGAUGGCGUUACGCACGUACUCGUGGAAGUGUUUGUAUCGAUUGUUGGCAUUCAGCAAAAAAUGAAAUUUUUCAGCAUGA